Molecule: messenger RNA, 231 nt
Organism: Dracunculus medinensis (Guinea worm)
Lineage: Eukaryota; Metazoa; Nematoda; Chromadorea; Rhabditida; Dracunculidae
Source: the annotation of a GenBank genome assembly
AUGCGUCCUAACCAAGCUGGAUUUAGACUGGGACGUGGUUGUGCUGAUUCAGAUAAUUACGUUAAGAAGAGUGCUGGAACAUCCUUCAAAUACCAGCAAUCCACCGUUAUCACUUUAUUUAUCGAUUUUGCAACUGCCUUCGAUUCAAUUGAUAGAGCAGUACUCUGGAAAGUGAUGGAAUAUGACGAUAUGCCAGAGACGAUCAUUCGACUCAUAAAGGCAUUUUAUUAG